CGGGACAAGAGCGGUCACUGUCCCAGAGCAGUGCCGAGACAGGUUUGGACGCAGCGCGGCGGGUCCUGCGUGUCGCCGUGUCACCGAGCCCAUCUCCUAGGAGAUGGGGUGGGCUAUGUUUCUUUAAGGGACUUAUGUGAGCUACUAUCCCCCGGCGGCGCGGAGACCAUGGCCCCUUCUCAGGAUUCCCGGGCCCCGCUGGAAUUCGGGGGACCCUUGGGCGCUGCGGCUCUGAUGCUGCUGCUCCCUGCUACCACGUUCCACCUGCUCCUGGUGGCCCGCUCGGGCCCGGCGCGCCUCCUGGGCCCACCUCCGUACCUGCCCGGACUCGAGGCGCUGUGGAGCCCGCGGGCGCUGCUGCUGUGGCUCACCUGGCUCGGCCUGCAGGCCGCGCUCUACCUGCUGCCGGCGCGCAAGGUGGCCGAGGGGCAGGAAUUGAAGGACAGGAGUCGCCUGCGCUACCCCAUUAAUGGUUUCCAGGCUCUGGUGCUGACAGCCCUGUUGGUGGGCCUGGGGAUGUCUGCCGGGCUGCCCUUGGGGGCGCUCCCAGAAAUGCUCCUGCCCUUGGCAUUUGCGGCCAUCCUCACUGCUUUCACCUUAAGCCUCCUCCUCUUUCUGAAAGCUCUGGUAGCCUCUCCCUCCGCCCUGGCACCUGGGGGGAACUCAGGCAAUCCCAUUUACGACUUUUUCCUGGGACGGGAGCUCAACCCACGCAUCUGUUCCUUUGACUUCAAAUAUUUCUGUGAACUGCGGCCUGGCCUCAUUGGCUGGGUCCUCAUCAACCUGGCCCUGAUGAUGCAGGAAGCAGAACUUCGAGGGAGUCCCUCACUGGCCAUGUGGUUGGUCAAUGGCUUCCAGCUACUCUACGUGGUUGAUGCUCUCUGGCAUGAGGAGGCUGUCCUCACCACCAUGGACUUCACACAUGAUGGGUUUGGCUUCAUGCUGGCCUUUGGGGACCUAGCCUGGGUACCCUUCACAUACAGCCUGCAGGCGCAGUUCCUGCUGUACCACCCACAGCCCCUGGGGUUGCCCAUGGCCUCAGUCAUCUGCCUCAUCAACGCUGUUGGUUACUACAUUUUCCGAGGAGCUAAUUCCCAGAAAAACACCUUCCGAAAGAAUCCUUUUGACCCCAGAGUGGCUGAUCUUGAGACCAUCCCUACUGCCACGGGGCGGCAGCUGCUGGUGUCUGGGUGGUGGGGUAUGGUCCGCCAUCCCAACUACCUUGGAGACCUCAUCAUGGCUGUGGCCUGGUCCUUGCCCUGUGGAGUGUCCCACCUGCUGCCCUACUUCUACGUCCUCUACUUCACUCUGCUCCUGGUGCACCGUGAGGCCCGGGAUGAGCAGCUGUGCCUGCGAAAGUAUGGUCUGGCCUGGCGCGAGUACUGCCGGCGUGUGCCUUACCGAAUCGUGCCCUACGUCUACUGAGCAGCCCCACUAACCCCAGGUCGGGGCACUCCCAGCAGCAGGAGCCUGGGGCUCACACACCGGGGUGGGAGUCAAGGACCUGCACCCUACCCUGCCCUGAGUUCCAUCCAACAGGCAAGGAUGAACAGCCUCAGAGAGGUGGUUUGGAGUAAGAAGAAAAUAAAGCAAGUGCCCAGAAAUGAAA
This is a messenger RNA of Manis javanica (Malayan pangolin), 1609 nucleotides long. RefSeq names its product transmembrane 7 superfamily member 2 (gene TM7SF2). Gene Ontology annotation, biological process: cholesterol biosynthetic process. Gene Ontology annotation, cellular component: endoplasmic reticulum membrane; nuclear inner membrane. NCBI's taxonomy places the organism in Eukaryota, Metazoa, Chordata, Mammalia, Pholidota, Manidae. Gene Ontology annotation, molecular function: Delta14-sterol reductase activity. The record is from RefSeq and is a predicted model, not a curated record.